Spirodela intermedia is the source of this 360-nucleotide messenger RNA. NCBI's taxonomy places the organism in Eukaryota, Viridiplantae, Streptophyta, Magnoliopsida, Alismatales, Araceae. The record is from the annotation of a GenBank genome assembly.
AUGAAGAUGACGACGAUGAUGCUGAUGCUGAAGACCCAGCCGGCGAUGGCCCCGCAGGACACAGACUGGCUCAUCCCUCUCGGCGCAAUCCUCGUCGCCCUCUUCGCCCUCAUAUGCGUCAUGGUGUUCAUCUUCACGCGCCGGGGCAACUGCAGGGAGUACGGAGGGUGCGGGUCGCAGGGGGAGACCUUGUUCGGGCACGAGUGCCUCGCGGCAAGCCUCUCCAUGCUCCUCCUCGUUGUUCUCUCCCUGGCCGGCCUCUAUUACCUCUUCUGCUUCCGUGGCGGCUGCUACGGGGCUGCACUGACCGAGGUCAUGGCGGGAGCCGCAGGGAGGAAGGCCAAGGUGAUGACCCAGUAG